AUGCCGGCAGUCCAAACGUUAACCGGUUCGGGAUUGAUUGCAGGCUGUAGCCGCCUGAACACGCCAUUGGCAGCCACCACCACGCUGGAGGAUCCGGGAACACCAGCCUCUUGGAAGGGCCCGCCACCCGGUUCGGAGGCGUCGCCCUUUACACCGAACUCCGUCGGCCAGGGUGGAGGUCCAGGGUCCGGUCCCUACAACAGUACAGGUGGCCCGCCCAGCAAUGCGGCCUUCCAAGGUCCUAGCCCGUUUCCCGGUGGUGCUGGUAGUCCAGCGGGUGCGCCGCCUUAUCAGGGCCCACCACCCGGGUCCGCGACCCCUCAGUACACCGCCUCGCCGGCCCCAAGUGGUUCCUCGACACCCGGUCCGGGACCACCGCCGAAUUCCGCGGGUUUUCCGCCACCGCCGAACAAUUCCGGGCCUCCGUACAACGGGCCCGGGCCCAGCCCGUUCGGUUCGCCUUCCGGUGGGCCUCCGCAGUUCGUCGGCAGGCCAGGUUCCUCGGGGCCGCCGUUCGUUCCUCCCGGAGCCGGUAACCCCCACUUCCCGUCCCAUGGACAGCCUUUCGGCGGACCCCAAUACGGAAUGCCGCCCGGAAGCCCGUUCGGACCUGGACAUCCGAUGACAGGACCUAUCGGACCCGGUCACCCUGCCAUGAUGGGACCCGGGGGACCUGUGGACAGGAUGGACCAAGGGUGA
Megalopta genalis is the source of this 699-nucleotide messenger RNA. Lineage: Eukaryota; Metazoa; Arthropoda; Insecta; Hymenoptera; Halictidae. The record is from RefSeq and is a predicted model, not a curated record.